AUGGCAGUUGGAAAAAUUGUGGUAUCUGUGGCGUCCAUCCUUUUAGUGGUGGGUGUUGCCAUAGGAGUUGUCACCUUUGUUAAUAAAGGUGGUGAUGCAGGAGGAGACAAGACUCUGAACUCGCAUCAGAAAGCAGUUCAGACAAUAUGUCAGACAGCCACAGACCAAGGCUCAUGCGCAAAAACUCUUGAACCAGUCAAAAGCGAUGAUCCAAGCAAGCUUAUCAAAGCCUUCAUGUUGGCUACAAAAGACGCGAUUACAAAAUCCUCAAACUUCACGGCUUCAACCGAAGAAGGCCUAGGGAAAAACAUGAACGAGACUACCAAAGCCGUUCUUGAGUACUGCAAGAGAGUGUUGACAUACGCUCUUGAGGAUCUUGAAACCAUUGUUGAAGAAAUGGGUGAAGACCUUCAGCAAAGCGGAAGUAAGGUUGACCAACUUAAACAAUGGUUAACCGGAGUGUACAAUUACCAAACCGAUUGUAUUGACGACAUUGAAGAAGGGGAGUUGAGGAAAAUAAUGGGGGAAGGAAUCUCUAACUCCAAAGUUUUGACCAGUAACGCUCUCGAUAUCUUCCAUUCUGUUGUCACCGCCAUGUCCCAAAUGGGUGUCAAGCCCGAAGAUGUGGGAGGAGUUGGAGCUGCUGGGCGUCGCCUUCUUGAAGACAUCGACGCAAAGGGACUACCUACAUGGCUUUCUGGCAAAGACAGGAAGCUUAUGGCUCAGGUGGGACGUGGUGGUGAUGGUAUCGGUGAAGGCGCCGGUGAUGGCGGUAAGAUCAAGGCGACUCAUGUGGUGGCUAAGGACGGAAGUGGAAACUUUAAGACGAUUUCUGAAGCAGUCAACGCUUGCCCGGAGAAAAACCCUGGACGUUGCAUUAUCCAUAUCAAGGCUGGAGUCUACAAGGAAAUGGUCAGAAUCCCUAAGAAGAAGAACAACAUUUUCAUGUUUGGUGAUGGUGCUACAAAAACCAUCAUUACUUUUGACAAAAGUGUUGCAUUCAGCAAAACCACUACUUCACUCAGUGCCACCGUUCAGGUUGAAUCUGAGGGAUUCAUGGCGAAAUGGAUCGGAUUCCAGAACACUGCUGGUCCAUUGGGACACCAAGCGGUCGCAUUCCGUUGUAACGGAGACCGUGCGGUCAUAUUCAACUGCAGAUUUGACGCUUUCCAAGACACACUCUACGCCAACAACGGACGUCAGUUCUACAGGAACAUUGUUGUAUCCGGUACAGUCGAUUUCAUCUUCGGAAAAGGCGCCACCGUGAUCCAAAACUCUCUAAUCCUCAUCCGAAAGGGUAGCCAGGGACAAGCCCAUUACGUUACAGCCGACGGUAACGAGAAAGGUAACGUGGUCAAGGUCGGUAUCGUUCUUCAGAACUGCCGUAUCAUGGCGGACAAAGACCUUGAAGCUGAAAAGCUAACCACCAAAUCGUACUUGGGACGUCCGUGGAAGAAGUUCUCCACCACCGUAAUUAUUGGAACUGAGAUUGGUGAUGUGAUUAAACCAGAAGGAUGGUCCGAAUGGAAAGGGGAAUCUAACCACAAAACAGCCAAGUACAUUGAGUUCAAUAACCGUGGUCCAGGAGCUAACACUGCUGCUAGGGUUCCUUGGUCUAAGAUCGCUAAAUCUGCGGCUGACGUUGAAGGUUUCACCGUCGCUAACUGGUUGACUCCAGUUAACUGGAUUCAAGAAGCCAACGUGCCUGUCCAGCUUGGAUUGUAA
Eruca vesicaria subsp. sativa (arugula) is the source of this 1725-nucleotide messenger RNA. Lineage: Eukaryota; Viridiplantae; Streptophyta; Magnoliopsida; Brassicales; Brassicaceae. The record is from the annotation of a GenBank genome assembly.